AUCCGGGCUAUGAUGAAUGGGAAGCUGAAGAUGCCCUUGUCAAGUCUUGGCUUAUUAAUUCCAUGACUGAUAAUCUGAUGUCGCACUUUGUUCAGUGUGGGACAUCUAAAGAAGUUUGGGAUGCGGCUAAGAGGAGCUAUCUUGAUGUUUCUGACUCUUCCCAAGUAUAUGAACUGAUGAAGAGGUCAUUUCAAUUGCGUUAGGGUGGUCGACCUCUCCCAGAAUAUUUCAAUGAGUUAAAUUCAAUUUUCAUGGAGCUUGAUUAUCGUAGCCCCAAUGACAUGACAUGUGCUGCUGAUAUUGAAAAACAAAGGAAGCGUAUUGCAGAGGAUCGCAUCUAUAUGUUUCUUGCAGGUCUUGAUCACAGUUUGGAUCAAGUUAGCAGUCGUGUUUUGGCUACCUCCCCUUUACCAAGCUUGGAAAAAACCUACUUUUUAGUUCGUCGUGAAGUGCAGAGACAAGUCACCAUGGGAACAGAAAAUCAUUUUGAGGCUUCAGCUCUAAUGAUCCAAAAGAGCACCUCUCAGGUGACUCCUUCUGUUCCUGUGAAUUCUACUGCUUCCAAUUCUCACUUCUGCACUCAUUGCAAUAGUACCAGGCAUACAGUAGAUGUUUGUUGGAAGAAGCAUGGCUAUUCGGAGUGGUAUAAACUUAAACAAGCUGAGAAGAAAAAUAAGAAAUAUACUCAGAUUGUUGUUCCUGACACUUCUCCACCUUCUGCUUCUCAUGUCUUUCAAGUGUCUCCUCAACAAGGUAAUUCUAGUCUGACAUAUGUUUCUACUGCUUCUAACACUUGGGUUAUUGAUUCAGGGGCUACUGACCAUAUGACUAGUAAUUCUUCUAUACUUUCCUCUCUAAUGUCUUCUUCACCUGUUAAGUCUGUACAGGUUGCUAAUGGGACUUCUAUGCUAAUUACAGGAGUUGGGAAUGUCUCAAUUUCUCCUACAUUCUCAAUGACAAAUGUACGAAGAUGACGAUUGGCAUUGGUAAGGAAAGAGGAGGCCUUUAUUACUUAGAGGGGGCUACGGAAUUUAAAUCUGAACCUAGCCAUGGUUUUCAAGUAGAAAGAGAGUCGUUUGAUAGAGAGAAGAUUCUUUUAUGGCAUUGUCGUUUGGGACAUCCAUCUUUUCCUUAUUUAGAGCGUUUAUUUCCUAAAUUGUUUCACAAUGUUGCUAUCUCUAGUCUAAGAUGUGAACAAUGCAUUUAUGCUAAAAACCAUCGUGUUCCUUUCAAAACCAGUUUCAAUAAGAGUUCUAUUCCUUUUUCAUGUGUUUA
Messenger RNA from Ricinus communis (castor bean), 1275 nucleotides. RefSeq lists its product as uncharacterized. Lineage: Eukaryota; Viridiplantae; Streptophyta; Magnoliopsida; Malpighiales; Euphorbiaceae. The coding region runs from base 252 to 974 and encodes 240 amino acids. The record is from RefSeq and is a predicted model, not a curated record. The transcript has 2 exons.